This is a messenger RNA of Knipowitschia caucasica, 282 nucleotides long. Lineage: Eukaryota; Metazoa; Chordata; Actinopteri; Gobiiformes; Gobiidae. The record is from the annotation of a GenBank genome assembly.
AUGUUCCUGAACACCUGGUACAUCAGUACCAUCAGCUGCAUGUUCCUGAACACCUGGUACAUCAGUACCAUCAGCUGCAUGUUCCUGAACACCUGGUACAUCAGUACCAUCAGCUGCAUGUUCCUGAACACCUGGUACAUCAGUACCAUCAGCUGCAUGUUCCUGGUACACCUGGUACAUCAGUACCAUCAGCUGCAUGUUCCUGAACACCUGGUACAUCAGUACCAUCAGCUCAUGUUCCUGAACACCUGGUACAUCAGUACCAUCAGCUCAUGUUCCUGA